AUGUCGCUACUCGACCUGUCCUCGGAAUUACUCCUAAUGAUAGCAUCCCUGGAGACAGAACAAGAUAUCAACUCAUUAUGUCGGACCAACAAGCGACUUUAUUUUCUUCUCAAUUCGUACCUCUAUCGCAUCAACUCUUGCACCCCGAGACCUGCACUGGUAUGGGCUACUUUUCAUGGAAAUGAGAAUACAGCUCGAAUGUCAAUUCAAGCAGGGGCUGAAACUGGAUGGACAGAUCCCGGCGGCCGGGGACUACUAUGCUGGGCCGCAUUGAGUCGUCAUGAGGCGAUAGUGAGGUUAUUACUCAAGACAGGGAAGGUAAAUCUUGAUUUGAAGGACUCCGAGGGGCGAACGCCAUUGUCUUGGGCCGCUUCAAGUGGUUACAAGGUGGCAGUGCAGCUGUUACUUCGGACUGGAAACGUUCACGUGGACUCAAAAGACUACGAAGGUCGAACACCAUUGUCCCGAGCCGCGGAACAUGGCCGUACGGAGGUCAUGCGAUUGCUACUCGAGACUAGGAAGGUGGAACUGGACUCAGAAGACGUCGACGGUCUAACACCAUUAUCCUGGGCUGCAGAGUCGAGCCAUGAGGCGGUGAUGAAGUUGUUAAUCGAGACGGGGAAGGUGAAUGUGGACUCGAAAGACUAUGAGGGUCUGACGCCAUUGUCCCGGGUCGCGUCAAAUGGUUCUAAGGCGGCAGUGCAGUUGUUACUUCGGACUGGAAAGGUGGACGUCGACUCAAAAAACAACGAGGGUCGAACACCAUUGUCCUGGGCCGCGCAAUUUGGCUUUGAGGAAGUCGUGAAACUGCUACUCCAGACUAGAAAGGUGGAGGUGGACUCAAAAGACAACGAGGGUCUAACACCAUUAUGUUGGGCCGCACAGGAUGAAAAUGUAGAGGUCGUGAAACUGCUACUCCAGACUAGAGAGGUGGACGUGGACUCAAAAGACAACAAGGGCCGAACACCAUUGUCCUGGGCCGCGGAAUUUGGCUAUGUGGAGGUCGUGAAACUGCUACUCCAAACUAGUAAGGUGGAGGUGGGCUCAAAAGACAACGAGGGCCGAACACCAUUGUCCCGUGCCGCGGAACAUGGCCGUACGGAGAUCAUGAGAUUGUGUCGCAAUUAUCUUAAGAAUACUGCCUGGAAACCGGGUCUAUAG
This is a messenger RNA of Penicillium arizonense, 1161 nucleotides long. Its product is annotated as ankyrin repeat domain-containing protein. The record is from RefSeq and is a predicted model, not a curated record. Gene Ontology annotation, molecular function: protein binding. Gene Ontology annotation, biological process: innate immune response. The coding region runs from base 1 to 1161 and encodes 386 amino acids. Gene Ontology annotation, cellular component: cytoplasm. The transcript has a single exon. NCBI's taxonomy places the organism in Eukaryota, Fungi, Ascomycota, Eurotiomycetes, Eurotiales, Aspergillaceae.